Molecule: messenger RNA, 2697 nt
Organism: Aspergillus heteromorphus CBS 117.55
Lineage: Eukaryota; Fungi; Ascomycota; Eurotiomycetes; Eurotiales; Aspergillaceae
Product: Zn(II)2Cys6 transcription factor
Exons: 3
Coding region: 261-2417 (718 amino acids)
Biological process (GO): regulation of DNA-templated transcription
Cellular component (GO): nucleus
Molecular function (GO): zinc ion binding; transcription cis-regulatory region binding; DNA-binding transcription factor activity, RNA polymerase II-specific
Source: RefSeq, a predicted model, not a curated record
CUGUGUUUGUGGUCGAAAAUCCCAGCCUUACUGCAAACUUUGACUUAUGUCAUAUGGGUGAUUCCCAAUCAGUCUAUAACGAUGAGUUGAAAGGAUCGCUGGACAGUGGACUAAGAUAACAUCACCUACAGCGGGAUUUCGAUUUGGAUUCGGCGCAAGCUAAACCUCCACUGUCGGUCUUGGCGCAACGCAAUCCUCAUAAAUUUCAGUCCAGACAAUCUCGUCUCAGGGGAUCAUGCAUCUUGCACAUGCCACAUGCCAUGUCUGCCCCUAUGUCGUCCGGCUAUCGUCACCAUCCCUUGGCUCCUUUGCCACCAUUAAACCAGUCGUGCGAGAGUUGUAGAUCCCUCAAGGUACGCUGUCUGCCGGAUCCCACUGUCCCGAGCCAGUGCCAGCGCUGCACCCGGACACGAAGAAACUGCGUGUUUGCGCACACCCUCAGACGGCAGCCUCGAAAAAAGACAGGCUCGCGAGUCGCGCAGUUGGAAAAAGACCUAAGAGAUUUGCGGUCGCUCUUACAUGGGCAGGUACGACCAGAUUCGGAUUCUGGCGAAAAAGCGUACGAUGCUGGCGUCGUCGCUUCUCCGACAGCUACCGUCCCUAAUAAGCUACCUAGCUUCCCGACAACAUCAACCUCACUACCACCCCCGCCGUGGCGAAUGGAGUCUUCUGGCUCCCAUACGGCGUCUACUGUGGGCGAUUCAAGUCAGGCCAUUAGAAGUUUCAAUGCCAGCCCAGCUCCCACCAAUGUUAACCUGGCCAUGGGGCCCUCCUCGGCUGGGUCGGGCGAUGUGGUUGAUCGCGCCCUUAUAUCAGCUGAUACGGCACAGAGGCUGCUGUCAGUUUUCAUCAACGACCUAACUCAAUUCUACCCCGUGGUUGUACUCGACCAGAACACAGAUAUGGAAACACUACGCAGAACCAGUCCAGUGCUCUUUCUUUCGAUACUAUCUGCGGCGUCCCUUACUUUAGACACGCCAGAUGCAGCUGUGCUGAACGAGGAGCUGCUCAAGCUGUAUGCGGAGCGAUUCUUCUUAAGACAGGAGAAGUCCAUGGAGCUGAUCCAGUCCAUCCUCUUGAUGCUCAUCUUCUACUUUCCUCCGAAAUCACGCGUACAGGGACAGUACUACCAGUAUGCACACAUUGCAACCACGAUGGCCCUGGAGCUCGGAAUCGCGGCCGGAAAAGCAGGGCAAAGGAAUCACCGAUGCCAUGGCGAAGAAGGAGACCUGCCUGUCUCCACCCAUAGUGCGCAGGCACGGGCCGUACUAGGCUGUUAUCAUUUUUCGUCCAACAUAGGCAUGCGAACACAUCGACCGAAUAUGCUCUGCUUCAACAGUGUAAUAGAAGAGUAUACGAAUCUUCUCAAAAAGUCCUCCAACAUCUUGGAUCAACAAUUAGCGACAUGGUUUGAACUGCAACGGAUCAUCGACGAUACACUGUCAUCGCUAGGCCAUGACAGCACUCUAUCAGACACCUCCCUCCUAGAAUCGCAGAUGAUGCCAAUCCUGAAAUGGUUUGAUUCCCGAAUGUUACACUGGAAGAAUUCCACCCCCAAAGACAUGUUCACAGUCUGGAUGACCCUCGAAUACCACUACUUGUAUCUUGCCAUCUACGAGCUAGCGGCAGGCGAGGGAUACCGGGACCCAGACGCUCCUGCGCGCAAAUAUUACACCCUUCCGCCCUUAGAGGGAAACAUGGAGCGACAUAAAGCGAACGCGCCCCUCAGCGUCGCACGGGUUCAAAUCGUAACGAAAUGGAUGCUCGCCGCCCAUCAAUUGCUCGACGCAUUCCUGCAAUGCGACAUCUCCACCAUGCGCAAGCUACCCAACAUGACUUACACGCGCAUAGUCCUAGGCAUCUCUUCCCUGCUACGAAUCUACCACAAAACGCAGUUCGGCCCUCUGGGAGAGGUAAUUUCUUCUCAGAUGAUUGGCAUAGACGGAUAUCUGGACCGUCUGUCGCAGGCGCUGCUGCGUGCCAGCGGAGAGCAGAAAUACCGCGUCCCGAGCAAGUGGUAUCAUGUCAUCGCUGUCAAGAAUCGUGACUGGUACGAAAAGCUUCAGGGGCGGCUCAUCGCCCCUCCCGCGGAUAGCUACCCCUAUCUGCGGAUCGGGAUUCCUCCACCAGCGCCAGGUGUUCCCUUGUUAGAUGGUCAGAGGGGUCCCGGGUCGACAGCAACUGUAUCCUCCCUUGGAGGGGUGACGGCCUCGCCAUACGCGGAUCAAUGGUACAUGGAUGAUGCUGUGGGGAGGGCUGAUUCGUCACGGCCUUUUCCGCCCGUCAGUACGCCUCUUAUGUAUAUGGCGCCGGUACAAGCCGCGACAGAGAAUGCUGAUGAGGGACCGUUUCCGCCAUCGGAGGGUUGGAGAAUGCCUGAUGAGUCUCUGCAAGGUGACGUGCCUUUUCAAUACUGAAGAGCCACGGAUUUGAAAAUAGCAGGGUGAUAUCGCAGAUGGAACAGACGCGUCUAUUGAAGGAUUUCUUUCUUUCUUUUUACUUCGUUGCAUACAUGAUUCCCUUUAUAGUCUACACACCAGUCCCCGGAUUUACUCCUCUGCAUCACUAGCAGCAUCGAUUUUUCAUUCCUACGCACAAUACUCAAAACCAUCACCACAGCCACUGUACACCUCAUAGACCCGCGGAAGAAAUUCAAAGCAAUCCCCAUAAAUAAAAUAAAACACCAACCACCCACGG